CAAAAAGAAAAAGAUGUUAGCAUUUGUAGCUCUGCUCUUUCCCAUUUGUUUAUUCUUAAAUUAAAUAAGUGAAAAUUUAUAGUAUUAUUAGUCUAAAUCGAGAUGAAGAUCCCAUUUGGUGGAUCUUGAAGAAAAUAUGGAAGGAGCUUUUAGGGAAGGAAGGUCAUUGAAGGAAACACCAACAUGGUCAGUUGCAACAGUCACCACUGUUAUGGUUUUUGUUUGCUUGUUUGCCCAACGCUCCAUUUAUCGAUUUGGAAGGUGGUUGAAAAAGACUAGAAGAAAAGCUCUUUUUGCUUCUGUGGAGAAGAUAAAGGAAGAGUUGAUGCUGCUUGGCCUAAUUUCUUUGUUGUUGGGACAAUGUGCAAGGCAGAUUUCUCAAAUUUGUGUUAAUUCAUCCCUUUUCACUAGUAGAUUCUACCUUUGUUCUCAAGAAGAUUAUGACAGUAGUAGUAGUAGUACUAGUGACACAAUCCAUUCCUCCAUUUUCUCUAAUCAUACUACUCUUAUUCCUCCCAAGGGAAUUUAUCAACAAUCACAUCAAUGUGGUGAGGGACGUGAACCUUUUGUUUCCUAUGAAGGUCUUGAACAGCUUCACCGCUUCCUCUUUGUUCUUGGUAUCACUCAUGUUCUCUACAGUUGUAUUGUCGUUGGCUUGGCCAUGACCAAGAUAUACAGUUGGAGGAAGUGGGAAAACCAAGUGAGCUCUGGGGAACAGAACAACUUACAAGUGCCAAAGAAUAAGGAGAUGAGACGACAGUCCACCUUUGCUCUGCAUCAUGCUUCCCAUCCAUGGAGUAGGAGUCGGAUUCUUAUAUGGAUGCUUUGCUUUCUUAGGCAGUUCAGGACUUCAAUUCACAAGUCAGAUUACUUGGCACUGAGAUUGGGGUUUAUCACUAAUCACAAGCUUCCACUUACUUACAAUUUCCACAAGUACAUGGUUCGUAGCAUGGAAGAUGAGUUUUAUGAAAUUGUAGGGAUCAGCUGGCUACUUUGGGGUUAUGCCAUCAUAUGCAUCUUCAUCAACAUACAUGGUCUUAAUAUCUACUUCUGGCUCUCUUUUAUUCCUGCCAUCCUUGUCGUGGUGGUUGGAACAAAACUACAGCAUGUAGUCUCCUCGUUGGCACUUGAAAUUGCAGAGCCGAAGGGUCCACUUAUUGGAUUACAAGUAAAGCCACGCGAUGAAUUGUUUUGGUUUGGAAAACCGAAGAUACUAUUACGACUGAUACAGUUUAUAUCGUUUCAGAAUGCUUUUGAAAUGGCAACCUUUAUCUGGUCCUUGUGGGGAUUGAAGCAACGAUCGUGCUUCAUGAAGAACCAUGCAAUGGUUAUGAUCAGAUUGAUUUCAGGGGUUCUUGUGCAGUUCUGGUGUAGCCACAGUACUGUUCCUUUAAAUGUGAUUAUCUCGCAGAUGGGUUCACGGUGUGGAAAGGCUCUCGUAGCUGAAAGUGUUCGAGACUCACUCCACAGUUGGUGUAAAAGAGUAAAGGACAGAUCGAAACACGAUGCUCUACGAUCUAUAACUACAAGAUCAACAUGUUCCCUUGGAUCAACAAUUGAUGAGGGGGAUGAGAUAGCAACAGUGGCAUCAGUAACUUUAUCUCCAUGUUCCUCUAGAGGCUCAUUUAACCACCUAGAUGAGAAGGUUCUGUCUAAUGAUCACCAAGAAGAUUGCAUUGUUGAAAGUAUAAACCAACCAGGUCAUGAAUUAUCCUUCAGAAACAGUGAAGUUCUGGUCACUGAUACAGAGGAGAUUGUGGAUGAUGACGCAGACAAGAUAGAAACUCUCUUCGAAUUGUUCCAGAAGACGUAAUUUUUUUUCUCAUGCUACACAGUAUUUAUUCUGUACAUUGUACGCGCACCCUCCCCAUACGUUACACUAGCUGCAGAGGGAUAAGCCCUUUUUACAUAAGAAUUUUAUUGUUGCCUUUGCUAUCUCAUCACUUGUCUAUGAUUAAGCUUCUAUUGUGUAACUCAGAAAACGAUUAUACAUCGAUUUGUAAAGUAACAGUCUGAUGAACAUGGAUGAAUUUUAUAAAUAUGGGAAAGCAUGAAAAUUGUAUCCAA
Solanum pennellii is the source of this 2067-nucleotide messenger RNA. RefSeq names its product MLO-like protein 4. Gene Ontology annotation, cellular component: membrane. The transcript has 15 exons. Gene Ontology annotation, biological process: defense response. Lineage: Eukaryota; Viridiplantae; Streptophyta; Magnoliopsida; Solanales; Solanaceae. The record is from RefSeq and is a predicted model, not a curated record. The coding region runs from base 137 to 1813 and encodes 558 amino acids.